GGUGGGAGCUGCUAUUACUGUGUUUCCAUGAUCAUAUAUGCACACACAAAUGUCUUCCACAACAUGGGAGCAUAAUAAAAUACAGUCACUAAUGGAAGGCUGUGUCGUAAAUGCUGCUAUUGAAGGAUUAGGUAGUAAAACUGAGAGAGAAACCAGUGUUUUGCUCGGUAAGAGGGAGGGUUGGAGCCGAUGAAUAACUGGUGUUCCUGUUACACAGCUGUACUCACGCUCAUUCAUAAAGCAGGGGUCACCUGCUCCGUCACAGAGGACAGGAGUGUGACUGACCAUAUCUUCACGGAAGAGAAGCAGCUAGAAUGGCUUCCUCGGGUAACAUGUUACCAGAAAAACAGUUCCAGUGUACAAUCUGUCAGCAAGUGUUCACCGACCCCGUCACCACUCCCUGCGGACACAACUUCUGCCAGGCCUGCAUCGAGAAUGUGUGGGACAGCAGUGAGGUCUGCAAGUGCCCCACCUGUAGCAAAUCCUUCACCUCCCGGCCUGAAACAAGCAUCAACACAGCCUUCAAAGAACUGGCGGACACAUUGAGAAAUAUCAUAGUGUGUAAGUCCGCUUCCCCGCUGUGCGCCGCCAAACCAGGGGAGGUGGCGUGUGAUGUCUGCGCGGCCACCUCCAUGCAGGUGAAGGCGCUGAAGUCCUGCCUGGUGUGUCUGACGUCGUACUGUGAGUCCCACCUGGAGCCCCACCAGAGAGUCGCCACCUUGAAGAUCCACAAGCUGAUCGAUCCGGUGAAGAACCUGCAGGAGAGGAUGUGCAAGAAGCACGAGAGGCUGCUGGAGAUGUUCUGCAGGGACGAACAGAAGUGUGUGUGCCAGUUCUGCACCGAGACCGAGCACAAAGAUCACCAGGCCGUCACGAUAGAGGACGAGAGUGGGGAGAGGAAGGUCAAAAUAAAGAAUACUGAAGCAGAUUUCCAGCAGCUGAUCCAGGAGCGCAUGAAGAAAGUGGAGGAGAUCAAAAACUGUUUGAAGCUCAGCAACACGAGUGCAGAGAAGGAGUUGAAGGAGAGCGACCGUCUCUUCACUUCUCUGAUUCGCUCCGUCCACGAGAGACACACUGAAGUCAACACGGAGAUCACGGAGAAGCAGAAAGCUGCGGAGAGGAGAGCAGAAGAGCUGGUUGGUGAGCUGAAACAGGAAAUCACUGAACUGCAGAGGAGAAACUCUGAGCUGGAGGAGCUGAGGGACUCUGAGGACCAUCUGCAUGUUUUACAGAAGUCACCCUCUCUUAUGUCGUCCCCACCCACCAAAGUGUGGACAGAGAUCGGCGUUCACCCUGAGCUCUGUGUGGGGACGGUGAGGGGAGCCCUGUCCAAACUGGACAACACUCUGAGUAAAGAACUGGAUGGUCUGAAGAAAGAAGAGAUGAAGAAGAUGCACAGAUAUGCAGUCGACGUGGUUUUAGACCCAGAAACCGCCCAUCCAAACAUCGUCCUGUCCGCUGACGGGAAGCAGGCGGGCCGAGGCGAGCUUUUGCACAUCGUGCCCGACAACCCCCAACGCUUCGACCCCGUCAUCUGCAUUGUGAGCAAGAGAGGUUACUUGUCCGGGAGGUUCUACUUUGAGGUUGCGGUUGGGGCCAAGACCUUCUGGGACCUUGGCGUGGUCAAGGAGUCCAUCAACAGGAAGGGGAUGAUCACCUCCAAACCGGAGAACGGCUAUUGGACAGUGCGUCUUAGGAACGGGGAGGAGUACCGCGCUUUGGACUCUCCCUCGGUCCUUCUGUCCCUGAAGAAGAAGCCGCAGACGGUGGGAGUGUUCGUGGAUUAUGAAGAGGGAACCGUGUCGUUCUUCGACGUGGAGGCCGGGGCUCACAUCUACAGCUUCACUGGGUGUAUGUUCUCCGAGAGGAUCUUCCCCUUCUUCAGCCCGGGUGUUUUUGAUGAUGGGAAGAAUGCAGCACCAUUGGUUAUCAAAGCUGUCAAUCAUGAGACUUGAGGUUGAGCCUAUCACUGCUUCCAGCUGAACAUUUAGUCUAGUUUGGUUGGUAUCUAGGUUUUUACUGUACAUAUUACCAACAGUUUCAAAGAUCAUAAUGACCCCACAACCUCAAUACAAGCCAUUUUGAACCUUUAAGGCCUAAUGGGAAUUGUUUAACUGUUGCUUUCGACCUAUAGACGAGAGAAGAUUGAUCUCAAAUGAAGGAACAAUAAUUCCAAUCCCGGACAAUUUUACGCCAUGAUGUCGAAUGCCAAACCUAAACUAAUCAUCAAACUUGUGCUUGAAUAUACCUGAUAUGUCUGGUGGUGUGGUGCCAUGCAUUGUUGUCAUUGACAUUACAAAGACUUUUGGGAUGCUGAUUACAGUUUAAGAUAAAAAAAGAACGACCAUAUGAUUGAGAGCAAUGCUACGGCUAGCAUGUUUGGCUAGCAUAUUUGUUUGUGUCUUGUUUUUGUUGUGUGUUCCACCUGGUGAUUCGUUUUUGAAAUAAAAAAAACGAGUUUAAA
Molecule: messenger RNA, 2464 nt
Organism: Eleginops maclovinus (Patagonian blennie)
Lineage: Eukaryota; Metazoa; Chordata; Actinopteri; Perciformes; Eleginopidae
Product: E3 ubiquitin-protein ligase TRIM39-like
Exons: 8
Coding region: 315-1955 (546 amino acids)
Molecular function (GO): zinc ion binding; protein binding
Source: RefSeq, a predicted model, not a curated record